CGAACAGGGUAAAAACUUCCUCUUUUGUAAAAGCUCCUCCUAUAUAUAAGAAAGCACGUCACUAAAUCGCGAAUCAAACAUCCACUCAAUAUGGGUGUCAAAGGAUCUCUUGCAUUUUGCCUUUGUUUGACUCUUUUUGGAUUGGUAUAUUUGCAGAAUGACCAACCGAAAAUGGAUGUUGUUUUGCUCAUGGAUUCAUCUGAUAGCCAUCGGUCUCAAAACUUUGACAAUGAGAAGAAGUUUGCUUUAGAAUUCGUAAGGCAGACUUUUAACAAAUACGCACAGAUCAGUCUUUACACAUUCGGCUCCAGUGCUUACAGUCAAUUCACAUUAAACGCCUAUAAUGACAUUCAACUUAUGAAGCAAGCAAUAACGUACAUGUGGUACAGCACAGGGGAUGGCGAUGUUUCUACUGCUGUCGAAUACACAAUCAAGAAUGGCUUUUCAAAUUCUGCUGGCGGCCGGGAAUGCGUCCCAAAAGCAUUAGUAAUUCUGACUCACUCGCCUAUCGGCGAACAAGAAGCCUUAAGAAUUAGCACUGUGCUAAAAACAGAACGAAUACGAUGUUUUAUUCUUAACAUGGCUGGAGACUCAGCGAAUGCAAAUUUUAUCACAAUCACCGAUGCCUCAACAAGAACAAUACCAAUUACUGAUUUCACAGCAUUGGAGUCAUCUGCGACCACAAUAACGAGUCUUGUUAAAACAGAUCUCCCGAGUACUGGGUGUGGAAGGUUUUCCGGUUGGGGAAAUUGGACAACAUGCAGUGUUACAUGCGAUAUUGGCUUGAAAUUCCGUUCAAGACACUGCAUAAAAUUGGAAGAUACAGAUAAAGAUUGUGAAGGACAAUUUACGGAAGAGUCAGUUUGUAUCAUGCCAAACUGUACAGAACCUGUCAAUGGCGCAUGGUCUGAUUGGGUAAAUUGGGGAACCUGUACAAAAACUUGUCAGAAUGGAACGCAAAGGCGAACAAGACAAUGUGACCGGCCACAGCCAAGGAAUGGGGGAAAGAGCUGCCCUGGAGUACGAAUUCAGACGAGACCCUGUGCAGAAUGGAAAUGUCCAGAUUGCAACAAGGCUUGCCCAGCCGGUGCACAUAUUUCUAAAUCAUGUGAUGCAUGUGAGUGCUCAAGUGUAACGCUGUUUGGACAAAUAAUGGAUACUACGAAACAUGCCGUCGAAGGGGCAGAGAUAUUUCUAGAGUCGAGCAAGUAUAAACCAAUCGCAAAAACAGACAGGUUUGGAAUUUUCAGCAAGACAGGCAUAUGCAUUUUAAACGAAAAUAUUUACAUACAAGCUCCAACAUGUGAAAGUAAACAUUUUGCACCAAAGGAACUGAAUGCUACGCAUUGGACACUGAUAAAUGCGACGCUUGAGAAAUACAUACCUCCAGUUAUCACGGUUCAGCCGCAUGAUAAAGUUCGGAUGGUUGGACAGAGUUUAAGUCUUUGCUGUGCAGCUGAUGGGAAGCCUGUCCCAUCUGCUUUCAAAUGGUUCAAAAAUGGAAUAGAACUGGAAAAUUUAGGUACAAAUGGAACCCUAAAAUUUUCAUCUGUACAAAAGUCUGACAGUGGAUCCUAUCAUUGCUAUACCGAGACAGAAGCAGGAGUGACUUUAUCGGAGGAUGUUCAAGUUGAAGUUCAUGAUUUUAAGGAAGAUACUUGUGGAGCCCCACAUUCAAAGUUACAGGAGCUUCCACAUGGAUGUUACCUUACAAGUAACACUAGCAGAAACAACACAAUUAACGUUGGAGACUGUGGCAAAGCAUUAUGCAUGAAAUCGUCUUUGCAUGAUAAUGGAUCUUGCAGUGAUUACUGGCCACAUCACUGUUGUAACGCUAAAGACGUAGAUGUCCUUGAUAUUACAUGCGAUGGAUUUAGUUACAAAACUACUAGAAUAAAGUCUUGUGAGUGCAAACCAUGCGUGUUUAAAACGACUGUAACAGGAAGAGCUUUUGGUAGGCAGAAUGGUACAGAUAUUCCUUUUAGAAUUGGACAAGUUCUUGUUAAUGGUAAAAUUGCAGCAACAACAAAUGCUGCAGGAUUUUUUAAAUUCGAUGUACCUAAAGGAAUAAAGCGUGUUGUAGCUACUUUUCAUGACAAAGUAUUUAAAAAAUUCAUGGACACCACAAAAAUAAUCCAGGUUAAAGAAGGAGGGGAAACAUUUUCCACAAUAGUUAUUCCACUACGUCCACAACCAAUACCGUUCCACACUGAAAACGGCACUGAAAUACAUUUAGGGACAGGUCCAUCUGGGAUGCCCCCAGCAGGACAACUGUCGAUUCCUACAAAUGCUAUCGUCACGCCAGAUGGACAGCCUUUUAAUGGUACUGCCAAAACGAUACUGCAUUUUAUGGAUCCGAGGAAUAGGGAUGAUAUUGAAUCUGCAAAUGGAGACUUUGAAAGCGAAUCGCCUGGAGGGGAUAAAGUUCCUUUAAAGACUUAUGGAAUGUUUCAGUUGAGUAUUGAAGAUGACAAAGGAAAAGAACUCAAAGUCAAUAAACCUUUGAAAUUUACACUUGAUGCAAGUCAAUUUAAUAUUGAACAUGAUGAAAAUGGAGAUCCUGAUUUAUCAUUAUGGGAUUAUGACAACAAUAAAGGCGUUUGGGUAGAAACAGCCAAGAUGAAAUAUAAACAACAAUCUAAUACCAGAAGGAAGCUUCUUGAAGCUGUAAGCAUUGAAGCUUUCUUCCAUCCGCCAAGGAUUCCAGAUCUGAAGUUCAACGAUGUUCAUUAUGAACGCGUUUGGACAGGACGGUAUACUAAUUGCGACCACAGUGUCAAAAUAUAUGAGAAUGUCGUACGAAGGACACCAAAAGCGGGAAUAUGUUACGCAAGCAUAUCAGUUUAUACAGAUAUGAACCUUAAAGAAGCAUAUACUGGUGGGGACAUUGAAAUUAAAGCAUAUGUCAAAGAGUUAGACAACUCCUCAUAUAUUGGUGCAAAUAAAGCGACAUAUUUGAGAAAUGGGCACACUUGCCUUCAAGUGUUUUGCGAUAAAUUGGUAUAUAUACAUGUUGUAAGAAAUGGUAAAGAAAGAUUUUAUGCCGCCAAUCACCACCUACCAUACCCGGGAUAUAUAAGAGACACAAAUGACAAUGAAAUACUUUUUGAGUCAAGAGAUUUAGGGAGAUCAAUAGAUUGCAGUAUGUACCCACCUGGUACAGUGUGUGAAGGUCCGAUGUAUCAAAAGGUCAGUGGAGGAAGAUGUAACAGAGUAGGCAUAAAUGAUCAGACGUUCCAAUUUAAGUUUGCACCAUUCACAAAAGCCCCAGAGCAUAAUUAUGUUGCCGGUGAAGGCGUAUAUGAUAAGAAACUUUCUUGGUACCCUGUUUCACCUGCGAAAUCAACAUUUAGGUCUUGUUUCAUGAAAGUACGAGUUGAUAUAGUUGAUACAUUUGAUAUACGAUUUUUUGCAAAGAGUCAUUUAAAAGACGUCAACGGGGAUGAAUUUGGAUCAUACUCUACAGGGCCAACUCCUGAUCCUAGAAAAACGGAUCUGACUGUAAGGGGAGCUUGUAUCGAAUUCCGAUGCCCGGGAUACAUCAAAGACGGCAAUAAAGAAAUAUUUGACCUGGAUACAGCAAUAGAAGUUCGUAUGGUAACUUCAAAUCGAAACUUGCGAUGUAAAAUCAGUAAGACGAAUUCGUUGAUAAACAUAACGCCUAUCACAGAUGCAACAAAAGGAGACAUUGGCUUCACAUUUAUUGCAAAGGCAGGGAUAAAUUAUGGAUCCAGAUAUGGUAUUUUCAUUAGCGACAGUACCCCAAAACAAGUUGAACAAUUCUGUGAUAGUGGAUUUGAUCGUGGUCCAAAUGUAAAGGGCUUAAUGGAUCCGACACAAAGCACAGCUGUUGAAUUUGACUGCACAUAAGAUGUGGGAAACAUUCACAAGUCAAUCUGACAUUUGAAACAAAUAUAACAGGACAGGAAAUUAUAUAAAACCAAAACUAGUUUUAACAAUAUGCUUAUUAUGUUUUUUCUCUUAUCAUCUACGUAAUAAUCAGAUAUAUAUUAUAUGAAUAAUGCUGA
This is a messenger RNA of Ruditapes philippinarum (Manila clam), 4028 nucleotides long. RefSeq names its product cartilage intermediate layer protein 1-like. Bases 91 to 3870 code for a protein of 1259 amino acids. The record is from RefSeq and is a predicted model, not a curated record. The transcript has 10 exons. Lineage: Eukaryota; Metazoa; Mollusca; Bivalvia; Venerida; Veneridae.